This is a messenger RNA of Neoarius graeffei (lesser salmon catfish), 3091 nucleotides long. Its product is annotated as phosphatidylinositol-binding clathrin assembly protein-like. Gene Ontology annotation, biological process: clathrin coat assembly; clathrin-dependent endocytosis; synaptic vesicle budding from presynaptic endocytic zone membrane. The record is from RefSeq and is a predicted model, not a curated record. NCBI's taxonomy places the organism in Eukaryota, Metazoa, Chordata, Actinopteri, Siluriformes, Ariidae. Gene Ontology annotation, cellular component: clathrin-coated pit; clathrin-coated vesicle; synaptic vesicle. The transcript is spliced from 19 exons. Gene Ontology annotation, molecular function: 1-phosphatidylinositol binding; SNARE binding; phosphatidylinositol-4,5-bisphosphate binding. Bases 734 to 2413 code for a protein of 559 amino acids.
CUGAAUUGGUCGGAGGCUGGAUUUGUUCAUCUGGUGGUGUGGUAUCCUAUCCUGUACUAUUCUGUACUAUCAUGAUGCUGACAUGCUGAAUUUUGUAUACUUAAGGACCUUGGUGUGACUGGGAUCUGGAGUUGAUCUCUUGUGUGUUUGUGUGUGUAUAUGUGUAUAUAUAUAAUAUAUUUAUUUAUUUAUUUAUUUUUAUAUAUUACAUGAUAUAUGCUCAUGAAGCAGGCUGAAGGAAUCUGACAAUGCUCCUGGGUAGCUAGCUGAACCUUGAUCCUGAACUUCAUCCUGAACCUGAGCUGCUGCGAGCUUCACAUCACCAACUCACCUGCAAGAAGAAGAAGGGGAAAGGGGAAGGGAAUAAACCCUAAAUCGUACUGAUAGUCAUAUUGGAGCAGCAGUUACAUGGUUAACCGGCGGCGCGGGAGGGUAGCAGUCACCAUAGUGAUGUCCUAUUGCGGGUAGUAACGCAAGGGUCUGCUUCAAUUAACCGCAUUUCGAUCUCUCGUCACUUUCGGAUCGUUGAGCGCGCGCUCGUUCGCCCUUGAUCGGCACGCCGUGCGUCUGAAUGUCAGCGCAUCCUGGGGAUCUGAGCACACAUCCAUCCGGUGCGCUCUCCACCCCUGCAGUGAAUACAGCCAUUGAUUGAAAGCCGAUCUCUCUCUCUCUCUCUCUCUCUCUCUCUCUCACUCACUCUUUACGCACACACACACACCGAAGACAGCAGCCGAUGAUGUCGGGACAGUCCAUCACGGACCGGAUCGCCGCGGCGCAGCACAGCAUGAGCGGCUCAGCCAUCAGCAAAGCAGUGUGCAAGGCCACGACGCACGAAGUCAGCGCGCCCAAGAAGAAGCACCUUGACUAUCUGAUGCAUUGCACCAAUGAGCUGAGUGUCAGUAUACCUCAUCUGGCUGACACGCUGAUUGAGAGGACAUCCAGUCAAAGCUGGGUUGUGGUGUUUAAGACCCUUAUCACCACACAUCAUCUCAUGAUGUAUGGCAAUGAGAGGUUCAUCCAGUAUGUUGCAUCCAGAAGCACACUCUUUAACUUGAAUAAUUUCAUAGAUAAAGGGGCAUUACAAGGUUAUGACAUGUCCACCUACAUCAGACGAUAUAGUAGAUAUCUUAAUGAACGGGCAAUGUCCUACAGGCUGGUAGCAGUUGACUUCACCAAGAUGAAGAGGGGGAUUGAUGGGGUGAUGCGCACCAUGAGCACAGAGAAGCUGAUGAAGACCCUCCCAAUCAUUCAGAAUCAGCUGGAUGCCCUUCUGGAUUUUGAGGCCAGCUCUAAUGUACUGACCAAUGGUGUGAUCAAUGGUGCCUUCAUGCUGCUCUUCAAGGACUCUAUCCGCAUCUUUGCUGCUUACAACGAGGGUGUCAUUAACCUUCUAGAGAAAUAUUUUGAUAUGAAGAAGCACCAGUGUAAAGAAGCCCUGGAAAUAUACAAGAGGUUUCUUAUCAGGAUGACCAAGCUCUCAGAGUUUCUCAAAGUGGCAGAGCAAGUUGGAAUUGAUCAGGUUGACAUCCCAGAUCUCUCACAGGCCCCAAGUAGUCUCUUACAAGCUCUUGAACAACACCUGGCCUCUCUGGAAGGCAAGAAAAUCAAAGAGCUCUCCUCCGUCAACAGGGAUGAGAAACAGCAGGCUCAGGAGGCCGAAGGCAACAGAUUACAGCCAACAAAGGGAGUACAGCUUAAAGAUAUUGGCAUGCAGACCCCAACAGUGUCCCCCAGCGGGCAGUCCGUGGGUAGUGCCAACAGCAGCUGCACCAGUAGUGGUGCUACUGAGCUCCUCUCCAGUCCACCAGAUCUAUCCAUCACAAACGGUGUGCACAGUUUCACCAGUGAUCAUUUCGACCUCCAACACAACCUCACCACCCCUGUUCCAACUAGCACCCUGCCUGCCACUAAUAACGGCUGGGGAGGACCCCUACUCAAGCCCACUUCACAGGUCCACGGCCAAGGCACACAACUCCAUCACGGAGGAAAGUUACUGACUAAUGACCUGGACUCAUCUUUGGCCAACCUAGUGGGCAAUUUGCACUUUGGAGCACCCCUGGCCAAAAAGCCAGAGAUGCAGUGGACCCACCUGGAGAAGAAAACUACAGGAGGAUCUCACUGGCAGUCUAAAGCUAUGAGUGGCACCGCACCGUGGGGACACACACACCUGGCCCCUGCCCCUAUUCCUGUGCCACAGAUGAAUGGAAUGAUUUAUACUGGCUAUGCACCAGCUCCGGUAGCAUUUCCAAUGUCAACCCCCCAAGUGCCUGUAUAUGGGAUGAUUCCUCCUCCCAUGGGCCAGAUGAGUUCAGUGCCCUUGAUGGCACCCCAGCCUGUGAUGUACAACCAACCUGUUCUCCGCACCACCAACCCCUUCACCCCUGUCCCUGGGACUCAGAUGCACUUCAUGUAGCGCUAAGGAGAGCAUCAGACUGACAGUAGCGCCAGAGGAAAAACAUCAACCAACCCAAAACCAAAUAUGACAGCGGAGAUGUGAGAAUUGGUUCAGAGACUGACAUGUUCAUGUGCCAUUUUUUCCCCUUGAGCUGUGUGUUUGUAGCAUCCCCUGCCCCGACAGCAUAACAUAGUCCUGCCAUUCUACACGUUCUGAUUAAUUUUACUAAGUGUCAGAUCUAGUGUUUCUAGAUGGCCCUCUUAGAUGAUGUCACUGGCUGAAUGCGAAUGGAGUGACAAUGUAUAGUGAUUUGCGGUGGAAUGAAACAAUGUCAUGAUGUCAAGUCCUCUGCCCCUCUAUUUCCCCCCGGUUGGAGAGUUUGUUGUUGUAAUUGUGUGCACUUGAAUCUUUAAUGUUUAUAAUGUCUAAACCAAGCCACGGUUUUGUAUGCACAUUGCCUGAAUAGUGUUUCGAAUCAGCCACUGUCAAUGUUGAUGAUCGUGCCACAGUUGCUGGCCUCCUGAAUUCUUGAGUCCUGGAGAAAUGUGUACAGGUCACUUUUGUACAUUUGUCUUGUCCCUGAACAUUUUGGACUUCACCUUACAAGUUGAAGCUGUUUAUGCAUACAGUAACUUGUAACAUUUCAUUCAGGUAUGGUUAAGGUAUGGCUGUAUGGAUUAAAAACAAAUACAGCAG